AUCUUUCUCAAAAUGAUACCGAAGUUAUUGAUAUUAAUGAUCGAAAUACUAUUACCCUCACAGGACAUGCAGACGCUGGUCUCCCAAUAGUCGAUGGUGCAACACUAGUUGGUUAUGUCGCAGCAAAUGAACUUGAACAUGCAUUAAAACAUGUAGAGGAAUUAUCAGAUUCAACAGAGUGUCAGUUCAGAAAAGAUGAACAUGAAGUACCAAUACCAAAUGGUCAAGGUCGUAUAAUUACAGAUUUUACAGCUUACACAGAUCAGGCACCGUUAACUGUAUCAAAAAAUGCUUCAUUAGAAGUUGUACUUGAAUUAUUUAAAAAAUUAGGGUUAAGAUAUGUUUGUGUUGUAAAUGGUGGAGAUUAUGUUGGUGUUAUACAUAAGAAACAAUUAUUAGUUUAUUUAAGAAAUCUUGCAACUAAAAGACCUCAAAUUUAA
Molecule: messenger RNA, 440 nt
Organism: Dentiscutata heterogama
Lineage: Eukaryota; Fungi; Glomeromycota; Glomeromycetes; Diversisporales; Gigasporaceae
Source: the annotation of a GenBank genome assembly